GGCGGGGUCCUGGAGAUCACGAGUGCUGGAGCUCCGGACGGGUCUGCGCCGGUCGCUUGACCUGGGACUUAUUUCGCGCUUGUCUGCUUAGCGCGCAACUAUGGCGCGGAAGUCGAAUUUGUUUGUGUUUCUCGUGCCGCUCCUGCUCGGCCCGACCCUAGUGCGCGGCUUCAACACUCUGCCCCUGGUCCUCAACACUUGGCCUUUUAAGAGUGCAACCGAAGCAGGUGCGAAGCGCGGCCGGGCAUGGCGGGUGUUAGAAUCUGGUGGUUCUGCCCUCGAUGCCAUUGAGAAUGGCUGUGCUACGUGUGAGAAAGAGCAGUGUGAUGGCUCUGUAGGCUUUGGAGGAAGUCCUGAUGAACUUGGGGAAACCACGCUGGAUGCCAUGAUCAUGGAUGGCACUACCAUGGAUAUAGGAGCAGUAGGAGAUCUUAGACGAAUUAAAAAUGCUAUUGGUGUGGCACGGAAAGUACUAGAACAUACAACACACACACUUUUGGCAGGAGAGUCAGCCACCAAGUUUGCUGAAAGUAUGGGGUUUACCAAUGAGGAUUUAUCUACCAAUGCUUCUCAAGCUCUUCAUUCGGAUUGGCUUGCUCACAAUUGCCAGCCAAAUCAUUGGAGAAAUGUAAUACCAGAUGCUUCAAAAUACUGUGGACCCUACAAACCACCUGGUAUCUUAAAUAAGGAUCAUCCUACCUAUAAAAAAGCAGAAGAUGAUUAUGGUCAUGAUACUAUUGGUAUGGUUGUAAUCCAUAAGACUGGACGUACUGCUGCUGGUACAUCUACAAAUGGUAUAAAAUUCAAAAUACCUGGUCGCAUAGGAGACUCACCAAUACCUGGAGCUGGGGCAUAUGCUGAUGAUACUGCAGGGGCAGCUGCAGCCACUGGGAAUGGUGAUAUAUUGAUGCGUUUUCUGCCAAGCUACCAAGCUGUAGAAUAUAUGAGUAGAGGAGAAGAUCCAACCAUAGCUUGCCAAAAAGUGAUUUCAAGAAUUCAGAAGUAUUUUCCAAAAUUUUUUGGGGCUGUUAUAUGUGCCAAUGUAACUGGAAGUUAUGGUGCUGCUUGCAAUAAACUUCCAACAUUUACUCAGUUUAGUUUCAUGGUUUAUAAUUCUCUAAAAAAUGAACCAACUGAGGAAAAAGUUGACUGCAUCUAAUCCAUCUUCUCUGUCACUAUCUGUAUUUAAAGAAGAAAAAAACAAAAGCAAAAGGUUAUAAUCAUCAUGUAGUGGUUGUCUGCAUUGUAAGGUUUUUGUAUAAAGUAAACACAAAAAUAAAUUUAUGCUGAAAUGACA
Ictidomys tridecemlineatus (thirteen-lined ground squirrel) is the source of this 1297-nucleotide messenger RNA. It is a transcript of the gene Aga, whose product is annotated as aspartylglucosaminidase. NCBI's taxonomy places the organism in Eukaryota, Metazoa, Chordata, Mammalia, Rodentia, Sciuridae. The record is from RefSeq and is a predicted model, not a curated record. Gene Ontology annotation, molecular function: N4-(beta-N-acetylglucosaminyl)-L-asparaginase activity. Gene Ontology annotation, biological process: protein deglycosylation. Gene Ontology annotation, cellular component: lysosome; cytoplasm.